Meloidogyne enterolobii is the source of this 336-nucleotide messenger RNA. Lineage: Eukaryota; Metazoa; Nematoda; Chromadorea; Rhabditida; Meloidogynidae. The record is from the annotation of a GenBank genome assembly.
AUGGAUUCUCUACAUAAAGGAUGGUUUACAGAAUUUUCUCCAGAUGAUGCUGAUCGCAUUGCUGGCUCUGAUGGUGGUACUAAAAUGAUGCAUUUGGACGGGCAGGAAAUGUCUGGUGCUUGGACUGGGCAGGCAUUUUCUUUGGAUAUUGACAAAGUUUUGUUUCAUCAAAAAUCAAAAUAUCAGGACGUUCUUGUGUUGAAAAGCAAAACCUUUGGAAACGUUCUCGUCCUCGAUGGAGUUAUACAAACAACAGAUAGAGAUGAAUUUGCUUAUCAGGAAAUGCUUGCACAUUUACCAAUGUUUUAAUUAUUGGUGGGGGAGAUGGAGGUAUUU